Psilocybe cubensis is the source of this 3306-nucleotide messenger RNA. RefSeq lists its product as uncharacterized. Bases 1 to 3306 code for a protein of 1101 amino acids. Gene Ontology annotation, biological process: division septum assembly. Lineage: Eukaryota; Fungi; Basidiomycota; Agaricomycetes; Agaricales; Agrocybaceae. The record is from RefSeq and is a predicted model, not a curated record. The transcript is spliced from 10 exons. Gene Ontology annotation, cellular component: division septum.
AUGGCGCGCCUCCGGCUGCAACGGUCAGAACGGCUGCAGCACCUCCAUCAGCCAGCCAUCAAGGAGCUGCCAGUCGGGCCUUGGACGUUGCCACACGCCGUCCCAAGUCGCCUCUUGCUCUCAUACACAUAUCUCUUCCAUCCGAGGCCCCCGCCACCGAAUGUCGACUUUGUGACUGGGUACCCCGGCAUCCCACCAGGCCAGGACAGACCCCAAGCCUCAGUAAAAGGCGCGAUCGAGGUGCGCGUGCCCACGCAGGGCGUCAAGGCGAAAUGGGUGCGCAUCGAGCUGCGCAAAGUCGAGAUGCUCCCGGGCGGCGGUCCUGCGAAUACGUUUUACGAUUUUGUUGGUCCUAGUCCUGUUAACCUCUGGAGCACGUCGGAUGAGUAUGGGCUGCUGCGCUCGCAAGAUUUCCCAUUCUCGAUUCGGAUACCGGAGUCGAUACCGCCGUCGAUAUCGCUCGAUGGAAAAGCUGGGAUUGGAUACGAGCUCGUAGCAAGUGUAUGCACCAAAGGCAAAAAAGGAUUCCUACGGAAAGCCAAAUCCGUCGUCUCCUCCACCAUAGCACAGAUCAUCAUCGACAAGCACGAGCUGCACUCAACAUGGCCCGUGUACCAACAACCCGAGACACGGCACCUCGCACAGGAAGGCGUGAACCUCAUCGUCGAGCGGCGCAGCACCUGCUUCGGGCCAGGCGACCCCAUCGUGGUCCUCGCCACCGUCAAAUCAGACAGCCUGCACACCGUCAUCCUCCGCGGCUUCGAGAUGUCGCUGCGCGAAGCGACCGUGUUCCGCGCCGGCGCGCAUGCGGCGGGUAAAGCGCGCAAUGCCGCGCCCCAGGUCCGCCAGGUGAAUCUCGCGGAGGUGAAGGUGCCGGUGAGCGCGACGCUGUAUGGAGGCACGGCGCAUACGUCCGAGUUGAGGGUGAUGGUCCCGCCGUAUCAUACGACGACGACGUUGAAUGCUGCGAGGCAUAUUGAUAUCACGUAUACGCUGUGUGUGCGUGCGCUGAUGGGCACCGGCACCCAUCUUGUCAUGGACCUCCCUGUGGUGAUAUCCAACUGGCAAAAAUCCGUGUCGGAGGAAGCAAUCCAACGCAUCGGCCCAGCACCCAGCCUCUCCCUCUCCCCACCCGCCAUCGCAGCGCCCAUCACGCGCAUCGACCCCAUCCGCCCCGGACCCUCCUCAUCCACCCUCCCCAUCAACCGCAGCACCAACGACGGCGCGUACACCCACACCCGCACAUCCUCCUUGCAAGCAUACAACACCCUCCCCGCCGCCAGCUCCGACGGCAGUGCCGGUGCAUUCGCGCACAGCCGCGUCGACGAGUUCGGCGCCAGCGCGAGUGCGAGUGCGAGUGCGGGUGCGGGUGCGCGCCCGGUGAUUUCUGUUGCGACGCCCUCGAUGUCCUCUGCGAGCGCGAGCGCGAGUAGGUUCGUGGUGAAGAAUGCGGAGGUGCCGCAGGAUUCGAUUGGGAGGCAGCGUAGUGCGCAGGGGUCUGGGUCUGGGUCGGGUUCGGGUUCGGGUGCGGGUGCGGGUGCGAAUAGGCAGCAGCAGCAACAGCAACAGCAAUGGCUGACGGCGGAGGACGAGAAGAAGUUGUACGAGCAGGCGCGCGCAAAGGUCGCGCAUACACAAGGUCCCGCCGCUGCACCCCCCCCAGCAUCGAUAUCCGCCACGAUCACGAUACCAAAUGCAUCUGGCUCCCUACCGCGCGGCGCAGCGUCCUCCUCCUCCUCGUCAGGAGCGAAACAGGGCGCAUGGCCGUCGGCUGAAGAGGAGAAACGGCUGUUCCAGGAGGCGCAGGCGGCCGUUGCGCGUAACCAGGGCAUGCAGCCCGUUAACGCCGUCAGCGGCGGUUCAGGGCACGCGAGGAAUACCUCUGACCCUAAAUCCUCUUCGGGCAGCGGCGGAGUGGGGUCGAAGCAGUCUGCUGCUGAGCUUUACGCCAGCGCGCGUGCGGCCGCCGCCGCCGCUAGUGUGGGUGCCCAGCCGUAUUUGACUGCUGCGCAGGAGAAGGAGCGGUACGCCGCUGCGCAGAGGGCUGUUGAGCGCAUGCAGAUGACAGCGUCGGACGACCCUCCACCACCACCCCCGCCUCCUCCAGCGAAUAGCGCGCCGAUCGCGUAUGAAUCUCUGUUCCCUGCGUCGCGGGGACAGGCGUCUGGUGGUGCGCCACCCGCGGAUGAUCCGCCGCCGUUUGCUCCUGCGGCUGGCGGGAGCAAUAUUAUGGCGCAUUUGUCGGAGAAGGAGAGGUUGAGGAGGCAGUAUGAGGCGCAGGAUGCGGCGAGGAUGGCGAAUCCGUCGCCUCCGCCGCCGGCACCGUAUACUGCGCCUCCGCCGGCGCCAGCACCGGCGCCUGUGCAACAGCAGCAGCAGAGAGCGGGACCGCCGCCUGGACAGUAUGCGAAUGCGUUCGAGGAGAAGGAGGCGCUUAGGAAGAAGUUUGAGGCGCGGGAUAAUGCGUAUGCUCAGGCUCAGGCUCAGGCUCGGGCUCAAGCACAGCAACAACAGCAACAGCAACCACAACCGCCUGCAAGGGCAGCUGCGCCGCCGCCGUCCCCUCCACCCGCCUCCGGAGGCUCGCACGCGCCGCUCCCGCGCAGUCCAGGCGCAACGGCGUCAGGAUUCCGCCCUGCUCCCGUCCCGCCUGGUGGUGCCGGUGCUGGUGCGGGUGUGCCAGUAGCGCCGGGGGCGGCGUCCCCGUCGAAAGUCCUCACGGCUGCUGAGGAGAAGGCGCUGUUGCGCGCGAAGUAUGAGGCGCGGGAUGCUGCGUCCACUACGCCCGCGCCCGCGCCGGCACCUGCCCCUGCCCCUGCUCCUGUUGCGGCGCCGGCGAAGGUGCUUACUGCUGCAGAGGAAAAGGCGUUGUUGAAGGCGAAAUAUGACGCGCGGGAUGCUAGCUCUGGAGGAGGAGGAGGAGGAGGAGGGAGACCCCAACCGCUUCCUCCUGUUAACACGAACGCGAAUGGGAACGGCGCGCCCACUGGUCUCCCACAUCCACAUCCACCGCCUAAAACGCCGCCUCCGCUGAUGCCGCGCCCGCCGGCGGAUUAUAUCAAGGAGACGCAGGAGGAGGAUGCGCGGGUGGCGAGGAUGAGUGGGGUUGGUGGUGGUGUGGGUGGGGGUGGGGGUGUGGAAGGGGUGAAUGGGAACGGGAAUGGGAAUGGGAAUGGGAAUGGGAUGGGAGUGAGCUUGGAUAUGAAGCCGUUCACGCCGUUCCGUGCGGGGUUUGAUACGAAUUCGAUUGGGCCGUCGGGGUCGCCUUCGGGGGUGCCGCCGUUGCCUUUGCCGAAGGCUGAGUGA